Messenger RNA from Annulohypoxylon truncatum, 10978 nucleotides. RefSeq names its product lysergyl peptide synthetase subunit 1. The transcript has 3 exons. Gene Ontology annotation, cellular component: cytoplasm. Gene Ontology annotation, biological process: secondary metabolite biosynthetic process; amino acid activation for nonribosomal peptide biosynthetic process. Lineage: Eukaryota; Fungi; Ascomycota; Sordariomycetes; Xylariales; Hypoxylaceae. Gene Ontology annotation, molecular function: catalytic activity; phosphopantetheine binding. The record is from RefSeq and is a predicted model, not a curated record. The coding region runs from base 52 to 10746 and encodes 3564 amino acids.
CUUACUUACAUCAACAGAGUCUUCAUUGAUAUCUCAAGAUCUGUAAAUACCAUGGGAUCAACUACCAUUUCCAGUAUUGCCAGUCGUCCUAAUACCGGACAGUUGGUGACGCAUAAGUCAAUCGUUCAGAAUGAGACUCAUCAUUCUCCAGAUGGCGACGUCUGCUCUCACGAUGUCAUUGAACUUGCAGACAAAGACCAGUCGCUUGAAUUUUGGAAAUCACGCCUACACGAACUCCAACCUUGUAUCUUGACGCUUCCCAAGCAUGAUAUGCUACCUUCAAUCUCAUCACCAGUCAAGUUGGAGGUCAACUUGUAUAGUAACGGUGCUCGAUCCCACGAUUUCUGCAAGAACGUUGGCGUCUCACUCGCAACUGUAUUCAAGGCAGCAUGGGGUAUGGUUCUCCGCACCUAUAUAAGUUCGGAUUAUGUCUGUUUUGGAUGCAAGACCAUGGAACAGGAUACGUUCUCAGAUGACGUGGAUGCAAUUAUAAAGUCACAAGUCGCAACACUCCCUUGCGAAGUUCAGUUCAGAGAAGACACGACACCGUUUGAUAUCAUUCGCAAAUUGGAAUUUGAAUUCAUUGAAACACUUCCACACCAGCACAUCCCUCUGGCCGAAGUCUAUCGCGAAUUAGGCAUGGGACGUGAUGCAUUAUUCAACACAAGCAUGAUUUUCUUUCCCGGGGAGAGAUCCUUCAACAAUCUACCACCCGAGGCUCUUUCAACAGGCACAGCUGAUAUGAAGGAUCUAACAGAUUAUGACAUUAUUGUUCAUGUCGAUUCAAAAGGGCAGUGCUCUCUCUCGUACUGGAACCAUUUUAUGUCAGACGAGCAAGCCAACCAUCUGGCCGGUGCACUGAGCGUUGCUUUCAAUUCCAUUGUCGAAUCUCCCCAUUCGGCCGUCGGCCAAGUAGAGGUAUUCAGCAAUCUCGAUCGGCAGAAACUAUUACAGUGGAAUCAGCGGGCGCCCGUCGCAUCAGAAUCCUGCCUCCACGACUUGAUUAGUCAGAAAUGUCACUCGCAACCCGAUUCUCUUGCUGUAGUCUCAUGGGAUGGUUCAUUUACAUAUCGCGAACUUGAUCGACUCUCGUCUACUCUUGCCGGCCAGCUUCAUGCAGCGGGUGUAGGUCCUGAUGUUUUUGUGCCCAUCUAUUCUGAUCGAUGCAAGUGGGUGCCAGUCGCCAUGCUAGGUAUUAUGAAGGCAGGGGGAGCUUUCUGUGCUUUGGACUCUUCGUACCCUCCAAGCCGCUUGUUGGAGAUUUGUCGGGCGUUGAAGUCGACUAUGAUGCUGACAACGGCGAACAAAACCCAGCAAGCAGGCCAAUUGGUAUCUACCAUAAUCAUCCUCGGAGACAACCUACGGACAUAUAAUAACGCAGAUGGAGGGGAACCGCAGACAGCGUUCUCGGAUAUAUGCCCGAAAAAUGCCCUGUAUGCUGUUUUCACCUCAGGUUCCACCGGAAAGCCGAAAGGGAUUGUGAUCGAACAUCAGUCGUUCUCUUCGUGUGUGCUGGCCUCACUGAUGCCCCUAAAUAUCCGACCUCAAGAACGCGUAUUACAUUUCGCAUCUUAUGCAUUUGAUCUGAGCAUUUUUGAGAUCCUUACACCACUCGCUUCCGGGGCUUCAGUUGCCAUUCCAUCAGAAGAAGCCCGACUCAAGGAUCUCCCCGGAACAGUAAGAGAACUCCAGGCGACGUGGGCGUUUCUGACACCUACAGUGGCCCGCCUAUACCAGUCGGAUGAUUUCCCUUCGUUGCAGACGUUAUGUCUGGGAGGCGAAGCUGUGGAUGCUCGAGAUAUUGGCAUGUGGACGACGAAGAACCUUGUCACAGGGUAUAAUCCCGCCGAAUGCUGCCCGCUUGGCAUCUCCGGCCAGCUUGACCAGCCCAUGGCUAAUUUCUUGGGAUGGUCCUUUUCAUCGCAGUGCGCCUGGAUUGUGGAUCCUCAAAACUGCCAGAAGCUAGUUCCUAUAGGUGCGAUAGGGGAGCUUGUUAUUGAGGGACCAGCCAUUGCAAGGGGCUACAUCCAUGAUCCAACUUCCUCUAUUCCCGAUUCACCCUUCAUUCCAUCUCCACCGUGGUUGUCUCGCUUCCGUGCGAGCUCUUCUCGAGCUACACGUCUGUAUCGAACGGGCGACCUGGUUCAGUAUGGCCGCGAUGGGGCCGUGCACUUUGUUGGCCGGAAGGAUCUCCAGGUAAAGAUUCGAGGACAGAGAAUUGAGCUCACUGAGAUUGAAUUCCACCUGCAUAAGGCUCUUUCCCACGUCACCAGUCAGGUGGUCGUUGAGGCGGUGGAAUUUACUGACCGCACAGCUCUCGUCGCCUUCAUUUCAUCUACAGAGAGAUCCGGCUCGAAAAGAGUCGGGGAGAGCCCCCUUUUGUUAGAAGAAACUACCCAGCAGUUCGAGCAUCAAGUAGCAGAUGCAGCCUCGAAGUUACGAAGAACUUUACCCAGCUACAUGGUCCCUGCUUCAUAUCUACCUAUAAGAUAUAUCCCUAUGUCUAGAAGUGGGAAGAUUGACCGGUCGGCAUUGAAAUCACUGGCCAUCUCACUACCCCCGGAAAUUUUAGUCCGCAUUGGGGGACAAUCCGGGCCAGGAAAAGCGCCAGCAACGGAUAUGCAUCGUCGCCUACAGAGCCUUUUCGCUCAGGUGAUAGGCUGUACUCCUGACCGAAUCCAGACAGACAGUAAUUUCUUCCAGUUGGGCGGCGACUCGAUCCAGGCGAUGAAGCUUUUAGCACUGGCUCAUCAAGAUGGGUUGGGCGACCUCACGUUCCAAGACAUCUUCCAGCGUCCAGUAUUGGAGGACAUGGCCUUGGCCUUGAGUUCGAUCAUCGAGCGCCCUUCUUCAGGUUCUGAAGAUCUCGGGCUAGCCCCCUUUACUCUAGUUAAAGAUGCCAGUUCACUUGUCAAUAUCGUAAGUGAGCAAUGUGGUGUCGCCGAGGGAGAUAUCGAAGAUAUAUACCCCUGUACCCCUCUACAAGCAAGUCUGAUAACCGCCACUUCACACGACAAAGAUGCCUACGUAGCAUUACAAUCCUUCAUUCUACAAGACGAUGUAGACAAAAUUAGGCUUGAAAGAGCGUGGAAUACUGUCGCAGAGAAUCAUGGCAUCCUUCGCACACGCAUCGUCCUGGCCAAUGAUAGCUUUUACCAGGCUGUCGUGAGAGGCCCGGUCACUUUCUCAGAGGGAGUGAAAACCGAAGGCCUUGCCAACCCGCUUGAUCUCUCUAUUGGUUUAGGGACCCCAUUAAUUCAAUUGCACCUUACAGGUCAGCGGUUACUAGUUGCCAUGCAUCACGCAAUAUAUGACGGGUGGUCAUUAGCGCUACUCUUUGCCGAGGUUGAUCAAGCGUAUCGCCAACUUUCCAUCCGACAAGGGCCUAUGUUCAACCGUUUUGCGAAGCAUGUAUUGGACUCAAUGGACUCCGCGGUAUCAUAUUGGAAAGCAGAGCUACAUGAUGCGGAUCCCGUACACUUUCCGGGGCUGCCCUUUCUUGAUUACAAACCCGAGCCUUGCGCAUCGACUACAAGGUCAAUUUCUCUUACCGACGUGAACGACGUACGCCGCAUCGUGACUGUUGCGACUGAACUUCAAUUGGCUUGGGCUGUCACUAGCAACACGUACGAAAAAAGCCAGGAUGUCAUUUUCGGCGUUAUCUCCUCAGGACGAACUGCAUCAGUUGAAGGCAUUGAUAGGAUGCUAGGCCCCACACUUGCGAGCACGCCGCUUAGAGUGUUCAUCAAUCCAGGCCAAAAGGUGACAGAAGCAUUAGAAGAGGUUCAAUACCGGUCGGUGGAGAAGAUGAGAUACGAGCAUGCUGGCUUGCAAAAUAUUGCCCGGCAAGGCCCAAACGAAGCAGCAGCUUGUCGCUUCCAGACAUUGCUUGUUAUAGAACCCAGGCGCCCAGACAAGACUCCCGGAAGAUGGUACAGGAAACAUGAGUUCUUAUCCAAACUCACGAAGUUCAGCAGCCAUUCAUUGACACUCAGGUGUCAGCUCCUACCCGAUUCGGUCAAAGUCACUGCGAUUUUUGACCCGAUAGUUGUGCCCGGCCCUCAGAUGCAACAUAUCUUGUCCCAGUUCGAACACAUAUUGACGCAGGUUCGUGCCGUUGGGUUGAAAGACACCAGAAUCGGAGACAUCAACAGGUUGAACUCCCAAGACUGGGAUACGUUGACAAAGUGGAAUUGUACACUUCCUCCGGCACCAGAGUUAUGUGUACAUCAGAUGAUACAGGACAAAUGCCAAAGACAACCUGAAGCAUUAGCAAUUCAUUCGUGGGACGGUGACCUAACGUACCACGAGCUUGAGCAGUAUUCAAAGCGAUUGGCCAGUCAUCUCCAGUCGCUUGGGGUUGGUCCUAAUUCUAUUAUCGCCAUCUUCCUUAAAAAGUCGUUAUGGACGGUAGUAGCUCAAGUUGCUGUGCUAACGGCCGGCGCUGCAUUCAUAACCUUAGAGACCUCCCAGCCCAUCGACCGUCUGCGCGAAACCUGUCAUACUAUUCAACCAGCCGCAGUGCUAACGUCGGAUGAGUUACAUAUAUCCAAAGUCGACCUUGGGAUUGGAUGUCCGUAUCUCGUGCUGAAUCAGCAAUUUCUCCAUCGAGAAGCCGACGGCCCUGAGCGACCUCCUAAAAUAGCCGUAACAAAAGCUUCUGACGCGAUGUACAGCAUUGCCACAUCAGGGACCACAGGCAAGCCCAAGGUGGUGGUUAUUGAACACAGAGCAUUUCUAGCCACUGCAAUGCGCCUGAUAGAUCUUUGGGGCCUCACUGCGGACUCUCGUGUUCUUCAAUUCGCCGGAUAUAGCUUCGAUAUCAUGAUCCUGGAGCAUUUCCUUACCCUGCUCGCUGGUGGCAGUAUUUGUAUUCCAUCGUCGUUCGACAGAGAGAAUCGUCUCGCGACGAUUAUGGAAGAGAUGCGUAUCAAUUUCGCUUUAUUGACAACCUCGACAAUCCCUCUGCUCACUCCUGCCGCUGUGUCUAGCCUACGAAUUUUAGUACAAGCCGGCGAGCCCAUGCACCAUGGUAUCAUCGACUGCUGGGCCUCUCAUGUGAGAUUAUUCAACGCCUAUGGGCCGACGGAGUGCGCAGUCUGUUGUUGUAGCACCGGUGUGAUCAGUUCAGAUGCCAGAAACCCUAAGAAUAUCGGUUUCGCAGUUGGUUGUGUUCACUGGGUCGUAGACCCAGACCUACCAGACAGUCCGCCGGUUCCAAUUGGAGCUGAAGGUGAAUUAAUCAUAGAAGGUGCUGUACUUGCUCGGGGCUAUUUGGGUGAUCCGGCACGGACAGCUGGUGUAUUCACCCCCCGGCCUCCUUGGCUACAUAAUUUCAGGGGCGGCAGUGGAGAAGACCGAGUUUAUCGGACAGGCGAUAUUGUUAAAUACCAGCUCGACGGAUCGAUCUCCUACGUGAGACGGAAUGAUUCCCAGGUCAAACUCCGCGGCCAACGAAUAGAACUCCAGGAAGUUGAACAUCAUCUCCAGAGCUGCUUUCCGAAUGCGGCUCAAAUUGUCGCUGAUGUUGUUACCCUAUCUGAUACCCAGUCGACUAUCCUGGUAGCCUUAGUAUUGAUCGCUUCUGCUUCCUCGUCUGAAUGGGUAGCAGCGAAUCCAAAUCAUGGCGGGGGAGCGCCAGAUAAUAAUAUUUUGUUGCCGGCUAAUAGCUCUCGGUUUCUCACCACCGCAUCCACCGCUGAGCUCGCACUCCGGGAAAGAGUUCCUUCUUAUAUGGUUCCCAGUCUAUUCAUACCAAUCUCAAAAGUCCCACGUGGUGUAAACGGAAAGGUCAAUCGCAAGGAGAUUAGUAGGUCUCUCGCAUCUCUAUCUCGGGAAGAGUGGAACAGUUACGCCUCCCUUGACAGAGUCGCUCCGUCCACCGAUCUUGAACGCAAGCUGCAAUCGAUCUGGGCUCGUAUCCUCAAUAUCACUCCCGAGUCCAUUGGUAUCUUUGACAGUUUGUUUCGCUUAGGUGGUGACUCAAUCACCUGCAUGCAAGUCGCUGCGCAGUGUAGAGGGGAAGGAAUCCUGAUUACCGUCAAGGACAUCUUCGAGCAACGGACCAUUGGAAAGCUAGCGGCUAUUGCGGCGGAAAUGCAUCGUUCUGAACCAUUAGAACUCAUAAAUAUCACGGAGACUGAUUCCUCUUGGUGCCGGCCUGACCAAUUGGAAGAAUACAUGGAACGUAUCAGACCCUAUCUCAAGAAACACCAAGUCGUUCAAGACGUCUAUCCAUGCUCUCCAAUUCAACAAGGCAUUCUUAUGAGCUGCGCCCGUAAUCCCAGCCAUUACGAGGAGGUCAUCCAGUGGAAAGUCUCUAGCAAGGAUCCCAUUGAUGUCGAUCGUCUGCGUGAUGCAUGGCAUCAAGUUGUAGAACGGCAUUCCAUGCUUCGUACGGUGUUCUUGGAUGUAUUUGGGGAAAAUUACUUAGACCAGGUAGUCCUGAAGAGCCACAUACCUUCGGUCAUAGUGUACAGCGACGGAGAAGACCCGGGGAAACCAGACUUGUCAGACAAUGCUCAGCCUAUGCACCAUCUCCAGGUUAAAAUUUCAAGUGCGGGAACAAACACUGUCAGUUUGUACAUAAACCACGCACUUGUAGAUGGCCACUCACUGUUCAUCAUCAGACGGGACUUGGCCCUGGCGUACGAAGGCCGUCUCGUCUCGUCUCCUGCACCCUCCCCCUAUCAUGAAUACAUUGCAUACUUGCAAAAGGGCCAUUCUCGACAAAAAUCCAGGGAAUACUGGAAGUCCUACAUAGAAGGCACCUCCCCCUGUCUCUUCCCCAGUCUAAACGACCUCGGUUCAGAAGACCAACCACAGCCUUUUGGCGCAUUCACCCUAACACUGGGAAAAACCACCAAUAUCACUCAAUUCUGUGAGGAUCACAAAUUGGCGCUUACCAGUGUACUCCAUGUAGCAUGGGCUAUAGUAGUGCGACGAUACACGGAAAUGGAUGAGAUUUGCUUUGGCUAUAUGUCGUCUGGUCGUCAUGUGCCCAUAGCCGGUGCGAAUGAUAUCGUAGGUCCCUUAUUCAACAUGUUAGUGGCGCGAAUGAACUUGUCAUCUGACGCAACGGCUCUCUCCAUCAUGCAACAAUAUCAGGACGGCUUCCUAUCCAGCCUAGAUCAUCAACAUCAACCGUUGGCCGAAACCUUGCAUUCUAUCGGGUCGGCUUCAGGAGAGUUAUUCAACACGCUGAUCUCGAUAUUCAAUGAUACGAAAGAGUGCGAUCCAUCCCAACAGCCUUCCGCCAUUUCUCUUGUUGGCGAUGAUAUACAAAAUCAAUCUGAGUAUCCUAUUGCAUUAAAUAUCCUCAUGCUUGCCGAGCAGGCUCACAUGAUGUUCUCCUACCACAAGUCGCUACUAAGUGAUGGUUAUGCCCGAAUAGUAGCUAAGGCCUUCUGCCACGUCCUAGGCACGGUCCUCAAACGCCCCCAGCUCCCUCUCAAUGAGAUUGAGGUGCUGGACGAAGAACAUAGAUGCAACCUCUAUGAGCGCAACCGUUCUAUUGUGGCUCCACUUGACAACUGCUUGCACUAUGUUAUCCAUCAGCAUAGUCUUGAUUUCCCUGAUUCCCCGGCUGUUUGUGCAUGGGAUGGAGAUUUCACUUACCGACAAUUAGACCAGCUCUCUUCGUCGCUGGCAAAUGAACUCAUCAGUCAGGGCAUCGGCCCAGAAGUGGUUAUUCCAGUGCUUCUGGAGAAGACUUGCUGGACCCCAGUGGCUAUGAUUGCUGUUCUAAAGUCAGGAGCUUCUUUCGUCCUCAUGGAUGCGUCACAUCCACUGAAACGGCUCCAAACAAUCUACAAAGUCGUCAACGCUCCAUUGAUCCUAGCAUCACCGCAGACAUCAUCUAAAGCGCUAGAAAUUUCGCCUCUAGUGAUCGAGGUUACAGGCCGGUUGUUCGAACAGGAACAAUCUGAGAAAAAGCAUUCCUGGCUUAGAGUGACGGUAGAAGGAAGCAACGCUGCAUAUAUAUUAUUUACCUCCGGCACGACAGGACAGCCAAAGGGUGCCAUUAUCGAACAUUCGUGUCUGGCAACGUCCCUGGAACACAUGAGUUCUCGCUUUUUCACUAACUCUAGAUCUCGUGUACUACAAUUCACCUCACAUGCCUGGGACAUAGCUGUGCUAGAAGUACUACUCACUCUCCGUGUAGGGGGAUGCGUCUGCAUCCCUUCUGACGAGGAACGUAUCAGCAAUAUUGCGCAAGCAGCAAAUCGAAUGAUGGUAAACUGGGCCAUUGUAACACCUACCGUUUCCCGGCUGGUCCGGCCGGAGGAUUUUGUUCACCUAGAAACACUGGUACUAGGUGGCGAGCCCAUGUCCCCUACAGAUCUAGCCACCUGGCACGAUAAGGUGCGCCUUCUUGAGGGCUAUGGCCCUGCUGAAUGUAGCAUGAUUAGUACAAUAUCCAAACCACUAGUUCGGUCGAGUCAUCCAAGAAACAUUGGACAACCCAGCGGGUGUGUAGCAUGGGUCGUACAUCGCGAUAACCAUCACUUGCUAGUACCGCCCGGCGCGAUAGGAGAGUUGGUCCUGGAAGGGCCGAUCGUGGGCCGUGGAUAUAUCAACGACCCAGAACUAUCUGCUGCAGUCUUCAUCGAUCCUCCAUCCUGGCUCGUAAGCCUCAGGAAUAAUCAUAUCCCCAGAAAAUUAUACAAGACUGGAGACCUCGUUCGCCCCACUCUAGACGGUACUUUUAUCUUCGUCGGACGCAAGGACAAUCAGGUUAAAAUUCGGGGCCAGCGCGUUGAAUUAGGCGAAGUGGAAGCUUCAGUUUCACGAGCCUUCCCUAAGAGCUAUGUAGUCGUUGAGCUUGUGAAAGAUUCAGGCCUGGAGCUCUUGGUAGCUUUCAUCUUGGAGAAAGAGGCAGCAUAUGUACCACGAAACAGCAACAGCAGUCUCCUCCACCCCGCCUCUAAUCUCUUCCGAGAGUCUGUUAGCGCAGCGAUCUCCGGUCUUCGAGAGAGCAUGCCAUCAUAUAUGAUACCCAACUUAUUCCUACCAUUGGCCUAUCUGCCAAAAUCGCCCACGGGUAAAACCGAGCGGAAAGUUCUUCGAGAUCACGUCGCUUCUUUAUCCCAAGUAGAACUUGAGGUUUAUCGUACUAUGAACAGCUCUCGGCGAGAACCAUCAACUUCAUUGGAAGCACGACUGCAAGAAUGUGUGGGUGACGUGUUGCAUAAAUCCUCGGAUAGCAUUCCGCUAGAUGAGGAUCUAUUUGCAGUCGGACUGGACUCGCUCAAGGCCAUGGCGCUAGCAACAUCAGCUCGCGGAAGUGGACUGGAGAUCUCAGUGCCAACAAUAUUUGAGUAUCCGCGAUUAUCUGAGCUGGCUAUAAUCCUUGGCCAGAAACAAGGGGCCAAGCAGGAACAGCGUCCAAUAGCGCAGCCAAACCUUCUGAUGGCAUCCAUAGACGAGCUCUGCCAGCAGUGGCGGCUAGAUCGAAGUCAAGUUGUUAACGUUGUCCCAACAACAUAUUAUCAACGGACAUUUAUUGCUUCGCAUCACGCCGCUUUUAUCGCAUUGCACUUUUCUCGGCCACUUGACUACACAACGUUCCGAACCGCGUUCGUUGCUGCUGUGCAAAAACAUCAUAUCCUUCGUACUGCUUUCGUCCCUUUCCAAGGCUCAUUCGUGCAAAUAUCUCUGAAUAACUUCGAUGUCCCAGUACAAGAAAUCAUUACCGACGAAGAAGACCCAUCUAUAGUAACGGAGUCCAUCUGUCGGGAAGUAGAUAAGCUCCCGGUCUUAUUCGGGACUCCAACGACUCAGCUCCUACUGAUAGUGGGGCGAGUAAGCGGCCGUCUUUCGGCAGUGCUAAGACUCUUGCGCGCGCAGUACGACGGUGUAACGGUGUCCUCUAUCAUUGCGGACCUGCGUUCCGCCUUUGACCAUCCAGCCAUCUCGCCUACCUCACUUCCGACACUAGCCUACCCCGACUUUAUUGCCAGCCGUAUAGCGUAUAACACGCCACCCGUCUAUCAGGUGUGGCGAGAAUUGCUAGAAGGGUCGUCCAUGACUUACCUUGCUCCGCGUAGAGAAUACACUCGAGAUGUAGAUAUAUCACAGAUCGAGCUGGAGGCGAAAGUCACCCGUGAUAUCGCAAUGCCCGACACUAACUGGGGCUUCACUAUGGCUACUGUAGUCAAAGCAGCGUGGGCCCUGUGCCUUGCUCGGAAGGCACAAACUCAAGAUGUGGUGUUUGCGCAGAUCGUGAGAAACCGUCAUCUGGCCAUCUCCGGAGUCGAGCGCACCGUUGGACCUUGCCUUAACCUAGCCCCUGUCAGGGUCCCCAUAAGGCCCGAGUGGGAUGGGAAGGACCUUCUGCAAUUUGUCCAGUACCAGCAGAUGCGCACCAUGGCUUGCGAUACGGUGGACUGGGAUGACCUAGUCACCGAGACCACCGCAUGGCAACGAGGUACGGAUCCCGGGUCCGCAAUUCACUACCUGAGCGCGCCUCUUGGGAGUGACUAUAUCUUUGCGGGAGAUGUCCCAUGCCAUAUGCAGCUUUUGGACUUCAAGAUGACGCAAAUCUACCCAUUGAUGUUAUGUCUGCCAUUUCCUAGUGAGCAGGAUAGCACGGUUACGAUAUUGAGGAUCGUUUUUACGAGUGCUAUCUUUGGUCAAGAUGUAGCAGAAGAGAUUAUUUCGGAUUUCAUAGAAAUGGUUAUUCAACUCACUAAUCAUCCGGAAUUGUUAAUUUCGAAAUUACUUGAGCCCGUCGGAGGUGGUUAGGGGGAGGACGAGUCUACCCCCGAGGAGGAAGAACAUCUUCCAGACCUGGCUACUAUGUAAUAGACAGACAUUCUCCCUCGCCAUUUCAAAUAAUGUAUUGCAAUAGAUACAGUACAACGUAAAGAUUUUACUGUAUCAUACAUCCAAUAUAGACCAACUCUUCCUCCGCUUAAUUGUAGUCAGGGGGAUAUCUCUGCUCGACGCAUUGGGGAUACGUCCAAUAAAUCAACCC